CUUGGCAGGAGCACCAUACUUAUAUGAGAGAGCUUAUCAAUGUGAUUUAUGUUGCAGUCUCUCAAUACUGAUUUCUAAGUUCUAGUACUUUGAAAUAUAAAGCUGAAAAUGAAAAAGGAUAGCGAAAGGAAGAUGAAAGAGAAGCAGAAAUCGAGGCCUCAAGUAAACACCACUCUCCAGUCUGAUGAGGAUUGUGUUUUAUCCAAGACUCCAAGUGGUGAGGGCAAGGCCUCCAGUAAACAUAUGACAACCAGCGUGCCUGGUAAUGCCGCCUUAUCAAAUGGAUUAAAAGAUUCUGCAAUAUCUGAGCAAGAAAUGGCGCGAGUUGUUUCUGCUCCUAAAGAUCAGGAAUACAGCCUGGUAAAGCCAGCUCAGACCUUACAUCAAGAAGUGGAAAAAAGUGAACAAAUUGUUCCAAUUGAUGGGAAGCAAACAGAACUAAUCGUAGAUGUAAAAGAGGCCGAUAAUAUGCCAAAGUCUAAGGGAAGGAGAAGAAAAACAAAAGAACCUACUCUAGAGAAUACACAAAUUCUGCCAGUACCUCAAGAAUAUAAUUUGGUGGAACCUAAAGAAGAACCCGAGGCAUUAGACUUUGUAGUAUUUGCUUCAUUACAGACUAAGGAGUUACUCUUUGCUCCUAUGGAAGUGGAUCUUCCAAGUGUUCCACCAAUGAAGGAGAAGAAAAGUCGCAAGAGGAAACCACCAAAACAGACCCCUCCAGAGAAAAAGUUGCGUGCAGAGUGUGAGCUAGGACUGCCGGUCAUUACGGCAGAAGAGAAACCUGUUGUGUUCAGUGAGACUUCAGAGCCUUUCAACAUAGUUGAGGAAGAGCAGAUGCAGAAUGUAAAUGAGGACAUGCUCUCCUUAACCUCUGAGCUAGAACACAUGCAGAACACUAGAGCUGACGAAUAUGACUUGACACUGAAUGGUAUCCCUAGGGUAUCCUGUAAAGAAGAACCGGAGCAUAUAAUGCCCGUGAUUGGACCAGAUACUCUGGUUUGUCAUGAAGUUGAUUUGGAUGAUGGUGACAAACAGGACAAGGUAGAGGUCAUGGUAGCGGAGAUGGACACACAGACCAUACUUGUACCCACACUGCCCCCUACUGUUCCGCCUCAGAGUUACUCUGUGACUUCUCCCCUUGCGCUCAGUCAUGAUGAGUCUCACAGCAUAAAGAAUGAGAGUGACAUAACCAUCGAAGUGGACAGUGUGACAGAAGAAUCUCACAAAGAUAAAGGCCAUAAACGGAUCAGUGAGAACAACCUUGGGACACUGGCAAAGAAACCGAAGCGCGCACCAAAGCGAAUGAGCGCUUCAUCUAAGGGUGAAAAGAAUGGAAUAGGUCAAAGCAGUGACAGUGAAAAGCUUUCUGCUCUGGACACCCCCAGUAAGUGUGCUCCUGAUAAGCACAUACGUGUUCCUAAGCCACAAGAGAUGAUGCGAUCACCAACCACAGUCACAUCUCCGCAUAUAAAACAAGUAAGAAGAGACAAGCAUAGAAAGAAGCACCAGCACUCUACACCAAGGGUGUACAAGUGGACACUGCAGCUCAAUGAACUGGAUAAUAUGUCUGGCACAGAGAAGAUUGAGUUCCUCGAGGAUACACUGCAGGAGAUCAGAAAGCAGUACAUGUCCUUAAAGGCUGAAGUAGCUGCAAUAGACAGGAAGCGGAUAGAGUCACAAAACAAAGGCCGAAAAGUGUACAAUACCAGAGCAUCAAUGUCCUCUGCAUCUUCAUGGGCUGGAAUGGGUUCCUCAUCCUCGUCCCACAAAGCACACUGCCUGUAGAGUGCAGGAGAUACGUGGCGUCACCUACUUCCCAUCAGCCGCCUGCCAUGGACACUUAUCCUCCAUCCCUUUAAUCCUACCUCAUGAAGCACUCAAUUAAUUUGCUAAAGAAAUUUUUUUUUUUUACUUUUCUUCAUUUUUUUAAUCUUUUUCUUAAAUAAUAAAUUAGGGUUAGACUAGCAGUGAGUCUGCCGCAGUGGCUUCUUGUUUUAUCUAAACAGAGGAAUUACAUUUUUAGGAAUUUGAGAAAUGUGUGAAUAAUAUUUCUCUU
This is a messenger RNA of Pseudophryne corroboree (corroboree frog), 2056 nucleotides long. RefSeq names its product AT-rich interactive domain-containing protein 4A-like. The record is from RefSeq and is a predicted model, not a curated record. Gene Ontology annotation, molecular function: transcription cis-regulatory region binding. The coding region runs from base 109 to 1785 and encodes 558 amino acids. Gene Ontology annotation, biological process: regulation of transcription by RNA polymerase II. Gene Ontology annotation, cellular component: nucleus. Lineage: Eukaryota; Metazoa; Chordata; Amphibia; Anura; Myobatrachidae. The transcript has 6 exons.